This is a messenger RNA of Pyrus x bretschneideri (Chinese white pear), 1157 nucleotides long. Its product is annotated as thioredoxin-like protein AAED1, chloroplastic. The record is from RefSeq and is a predicted model, not a curated record. The transcript is spliced from 7 exons. NCBI's taxonomy places the organism in Eukaryota, Viridiplantae, Streptophyta, Magnoliopsida, Rosales, Rosaceae. Gene Ontology annotation, molecular function: antioxidant activity. Bases 101 to 895 code for a protein of 264 amino acids.
GAAAAGUCGUUUGCCUCCCAUCCCAACCACCACCAUUUCUAUCCAAAUCCCUACUCAACUGCUUCUCCGCUCAGCUCCCUAGGGUUUCUCAGAGCCAGACAUGGCCCUAAUCUCCUCCUCGCAAACCCUAACCCUAAGAUCCACUUCUCCAACCCUCUCUCAUCCUUCUCAUCCAUCUCACUUCGCUAUUUCCCAAUCACCACCUAGCAAUCAUCACUCUCUCUCCCUCUUCUACUCCCCGAAAUCAACGACACAGUUUAGCGCUAGACGACUUGUCGUUCCUAGAGCCUCCUCAAACGAGAGCAUCGCCGUGGAUUUCAACCCCAGUAUCGGUGAGAUCCUCGGCGACGUUAGCAUUUUCACCGCCGCUGGUGAUUCCGUCCAGUUCAAAGACCUCUUGGUUCCGAACGAGGGGGUGGCUGUUGUUGCACUAUUGAGGCACUUCGGAUGCGUUUGCUGUUGGGAACUUGCUGCAUCUUUGAAAGAAAAUAAAGCUAGAUUCGACUCAGCUGGUGUGAAACUAAUUGCAGUCGGUGUUGGUACUCCCGAUAAAGCUCGUAUCCUUGCUGAACGGUUACCAUUUCCAAUGGAUAGCCUUUAUGCUGAUCCUGAUCGCAAGGCAUACGAUGUUUUGGGAUUAUACUAUGGACUUGGACGAACCUUCUUCAAUCCAGCUAGUGCAAAGGUAUUUUCAAGAUUUGAGGCUUUUCAGAAAGCUUUGAAGAAUUAUACCAUUGAAGCCACUCCAGAGGACAGAAGUAGUGUGUUACAACAGGGAGGGAUGUUUGUCUUCAAAGGUAAGCAAUUGUUGUAUGGUCGGAAAGACGAAGGGACAGGUGAUCAUGCCCCUUUAGAUGAUAUCUUCGAUGUUUGCUCCAAAGUUCCCGUCUCAUAGAUCCAGUGGAGUCUCCAUACGAAAUGCAGAGACUCAUUCAUAUUUCAUGUCUCAGAGUAAUCAGACCAUCGGACAGUCCGCCUGUUCGACUGUGCCUGUCUUAACGUUUGUAUAGUUAAAAUUAAAAUGUAUGCUGAUAGAUUGCAUUUAUCUGGCUGUAGUAUAUAGAUUACCAUACAGAAUGGAGUUCGUUAUAGUAUGUAAGGCCCGUGUUUGCUUAGUUCAAUAAGAAGUGGCCAUGUGCUACGUUGUCUUGCCAAAA